Molecule: messenger RNA, 1539 nt
Organism: Aspergillus heteromorphus CBS 117.55
Lineage: Eukaryota; Fungi; Ascomycota; Eurotiomycetes; Eurotiales; Aspergillaceae
Exons: 3
Coding region: 1-1539 (512 amino acids)
Source: RefSeq, a predicted model, not a curated record
AUGGCCACUUCCCUCGAAUACCCCGUGCUCCCCCGUCAGAGCACCUUAUCCCACCUCCCCCCCGAAUACCCCCUCGACGCACAAGACCAGAUCUCCGAGUUACUUUCCACCUCGCCCUCUCUCAGCCGCCUCGUCGUUCUCGACGACGACCCAACCGGAACCCAAACCUGCCACGACAUCACCGUCCUGACAGUCUGGGACGUCCCGACCCUGACGGAAGAAUUCCAACAACCCUCUCGGGGCUUCUUCAUCCUCACCAACUCACGCGCCCACCCCCCACUCGAGGCCGAGAACCUGAUCCGCACCAUCUGCGAGAACGUCCUCGAAGCAGCCAAACUGACCGGCCAAACCGUCGACAUUGUCCUCCGCGGCGACAGCACCCUGCGCGGGCACUUCCCGCUCGAAGCCGACGUCGCGCAGUCGGUCUUCGGGCCCGCACAGGCUACCAUCCUCGCCCCGUUCUUCUUCCAGGGCGGCCGUCUCACCAUCAACGAUGUCCAUUAUGUUGCCGAGGGCGAUUCACUCGUUCCGGCGGGUGAGACUCAGUUUGCGCAGGAUGCGACCUUUGGAUUCAAGAGCUCGAAUCUGCGUGAUUAUGUGAGGGAGAAGGCCCCUGGUCGGUUUACUGCGGAUCAAAUCCAUUCGAUCUCGAUUGAGGAUAUCCGGACUGGUGGUCCUAGUGUCGUCUGCGAAAGGCUUCGCCGUUUUCCGAAGGGAAGCGUUGUUAUUGUUAAUGCUGCUGCUGAGUCGGAUAUGCAUGUCUUCGUUGCUGGCCUGCUUCUCGGUAUGUCCUUUCCCCUACUCAGCCAUCUGCCAUCCGACCUUCCUUUCACCCUCACCACACCACACCACUUUAACCACCACCACCACCAUCACAGCAAAAUCCCACACCUCCACCCCAACACAAUACAUCUACCGCACCGCCGCAGCCUUCGUCUCCACCUCGCUCGCCAUCCGGCCCCAGCCCCCCUCCCCGCCUCGCACCCGUCCCUCUCCCUCCCGUUCCCGCGCCAAACCGGCGCCCUAAUAAUCGCCGGCUCCUACGUGCCCAAAACCACCGCGCAGCUGAAAUACCUCACCGACAAAUGCGGGCCCACGGGCACCAACACCCUCUGUAUCAUCGAACUCCAGGUCGAGGAUAUAAUUGCGUCUGCGGAGCGAGUCCAAGAGACCAUUGGUCUGGUUGUGCGGGAUGUAGAGCGGGAAUUGUUGGAUGGGAGAGAUGUGCUGGUCAUGACGAGUCGACGACUGGUGAGGGGGGAGGAUGAGCUGGGCAGCUUGAGGAUCGGGAGUCGGGUUGCCGAAGCGUUGGUGGGUGUUGUUGCGGGGGUGCAGGUGAGGCCGAGGUUUGUGGUUGCGAAGGGCGGAAUAACCUCCUCCGACGCCGCCACAAAAGGCCUGAACAUCAAGCGCGCGCUGGUCGUCGGACAGGCCGCGCCGGGGGUGCCCCUGUGGCGGUGCGACGAGGCGACGGCGCGUCAUCCGGGCGUGCCGUUCGUCGUGUUUCCGGGGAAUAUUAAGACACUGGAUAAUAAUUAA